Molecule: messenger RNA, 3012 nt
Organism: Prosopis cineraria
Lineage: Eukaryota; Viridiplantae; Streptophyta; Magnoliopsida; Fabales; Fabaceae
Product: ubiquitin carboxyl-terminal hydrolase 8-like
Exons: 14
Coding region: 463-2808 (781 amino acids)
Biological process (GO): protein deubiquitination
Molecular function (GO): cysteine-type deubiquitinase activity
Source: RefSeq, a predicted model, not a curated record
CUCCUUCCUCACCAUGGAUAGUUUAUUCUCGGAUCACGACGAUUACUUCUGGGACCUCGAUUCCCGUCCCCAACGUCGCUUCGUUCGAGAACGAGAGCCUCAAUUGGAGAAUGAGCCCCUCUACUUGGUUCGUUACAGGGACUGAAAUGCCAUGCCGUUGUUUUGCUGUAUUGCCGGCCUCGCCUUUCUAACGUUCUUCUGGGAGGGAGGGUAUCCUGAGAGAUUUAGUCAGGUCUCCGUGUCGAUAAAGACGUGGUCAAUGUGGGAUCCUUGUCCCUUAAGCAACUGGAAUACCAGUCGCCGGCGAAAACUUAAUGCUGAACGAAUUCGUGGUGGAAGGAAGUACAAGGGGAUGCUGAUCGAGAAGAACAUGUCCUAUACAGAGUGUCAACGAACUCUGAUUUCGAGUCUGGCUCAGAAAUUGUGCUUCAGUUGAGGAAGGAAGACAACCGGGAGGAAACGAUGAAAAGUGAGGUGGGAUCUUCAGGCCGUCAAUAUGCAUUGGUUCCUGAAGGUUUGUGGUUGCGUGCUCUUAAACGGUGUAGUGAUUCUAAUUAUGCAGUGAAGGAUUUUGGGAGCCUCUUCUAUACAGAUGAUUGUUUGCCAGAUUUGUUCUCCUUGCAAGUGAGGAUAUUUGUUUCAUGGGAAACAAAUUCAUUGGUAGCAAAGAUAAGCCAAAAGGAAAAUAUGGCUUAUGUCUACAUGAAAGCUUGCAAAAUUUUCAUCUCUGAGUAUGACCCGGUACAAAUUUUGGACUUCUCAGGCCAAACAAUUCAGUUUUUCAAAGACGAUAAUGAGUAUUCUGAGAGCUUUGAAAAAGGGGUUCUCUUGGAGCUGCAAGUUUAUGGACUUUCUGAUUCGAUAAAGGUUAAUGGAAGCAAUGAGCUAUUUGUAGAUAGAUCUACUAUCGGAUGCUCAUCUCACAGUGGCUCUGUUAUGAUGAAUGGAACCUCUCACAAUGUGAAUUCCAAUGUGACAACUAUCAACUCCUUUCGAAGGAGUAGCUGUAAAGCAGUUGUUUCUUUGGGCCUGACAGGAUUACAGAAUCUUGGAAACACUUGUUUUAUGAACAGUGCCAUCCAAUGUUUGGUUCACACCCCCAAGCUUGUUGACUAUUUCCUGGGAGAUUACCGGAAAGAAAUAAAUUAUGAAAAUCCCUUGGGAAUGAAUGGAGAACUUGCUUUAGCUUUUGGGGACUUGCUUAGAAAGUUGUGGUUUCCUGGAGCAAGGGCUGUGUCACCAAGAAUGUUCAAGAUGAAACUUGCUAAUUUUGCCCCUCAGUUUAGUGGUUAUAACCAGCAUGAUUCUCAAGAACUUCUUGCUUUUUUGCUAGAUGGACUCCAUGAAGACCUUAAUUGUGUAAAGCGCAAACCAUAUCACGAAGUUAAAGAUGAAGAUGGCCGUCCAGAUGAAGAAGUGGCAGAAGAAUAUUGGCGUAAUCACCUUGCCCGCAAUGACUCCAUAAUAGUUGAUUUGUUCCAAGGUCAGUUCCGUUCAACAUUGGUUUGCCCUGAUUGCAAGAAGGUUUCUAUCACUUUUGACCCUUUUAUGUACCUAUCUUUGCCAUUACCUUCUACAACAAUGAGGAUGAUUACUUUGACUGUCCUUAACACUAAUGGGAUCAACCCGCCUUCCAAAUUUACCAUAACAUUACCCAAGAGUGGAUUCUUGAAGGAUCUUAUUGAGGCCUUAGGUGAUGCAUGUUCCUUAAGAGAUGAUGAGACCCUCUUGGUAGCUGAGAUAUACAGGAAUUGCAUCUGUCGUCUGUUGGAGGAACCAUCUGAUUCAUUGGCCUUGAUUAGAGAUGAGGACAAACUAGUUGCUUAUCGAUUGCCAAAAGAUGAGGCUGGCCUCUUGGUUGUUUUCAUGCAUCAGCAGGUGACGAAACAAUGCAAUUUUGGGAGGGAGAAGCUGGUAGAAAGUCUGUUUGGCAUUCCCAUUGUGGCAAGGUUGCCCAAUAUUGCUUCUGGAUGUGACAUUCGUAGGGAGUUUCUGAAGUUAAUUAAUCCAUUUCUGAUGCCCUCUGAAGAUUUAUUAUAUGAGUAUGAUGAUGGCAAAAAAGAUGAUAUUGAGGUUAGUGAAGAUAAUGAGUUGGGUGAUGCCACUAACUCUGCGUGCUUGGAAGGCGAUUCUGAUUCAGAUUUAGAGGCUGACUUUAGAUUCUACUUAACAUCACCACUCCGAAUGGAGACUAUGGAGAUAAAAAUGAAUGAACCAUUACCGUUCACGCUGUUACCUAAAAAGCUGGAGGUUGCUGUCUUAUGGUCAGAUAAGAUGAUAAAAAAAUAUGAUACAUGCCUACUUAGCUCAUUGCCUGAGGUUUUCAAGCCGCAGUUAUUCUCCAAGAAAACACAAGAAUCUGUUUCUGUUUACAAGUGCCUGGAAGCAUUCUUGAAAGAGGAGCCUCUUGGGCCAGAGGACAUGUGGUACUGUCCUAAAUGCCAAAAACCUCAGCAAGCGACUAAAAAACUAGAUCUUUGGAGAUUACCUGAAAUUCUUGUUGUUCAUUUGAAGAGGUUUUCAUUCAGUCGAUACUUCAAGAACAAGUUAGAAACAUUCGUUGAUUUCCCAAUCAAUGAUUUGGACCUCUCAACGUAUGUUGCCCACAGAAAUAGCCCCUCUUCCUGCCAUUACGAGUUGUAUGCAAUCAGCUGUCAUUAUGGAGGCUUGGGAGGAGGUCAUUAUACAGCGUUUGUUCGUUAUGGACAUGAUAAAUGGUACGAGUUUGAUGAUAGCAGGGUUGUCCCUGCCAGUGAGGAUGUGACAAAGACUUCUGCUGCAUACGUUCUUUUCUACAGAAAAGUUUAGAAACCCGUAGGUUGGGAUUCACCCAGUGUACAAGGAAGAAAAAUGGAUAUAGUCUUGUACAUACUUUAGAAGCCACAGGGGAAAGGGGUAGUUCUUAAAAAGUUUUUUCAUUUAUUGUUAUGUCAGCAUUGAUCAUUAAAUCUUUUUGCUACCAUGUAUAUAGACAUAAACCAUUUUUGAAUAUGAACCAAUUUUUUCGGAGCA